Messenger RNA from Orcinus orca (killer whale), 3519 nucleotides. RefSeq names its product zinc finger protein 764 (gene ZNF764). NCBI's taxonomy places the organism in Eukaryota, Metazoa, Chordata, Mammalia, Artiodactyla, Delphinidae. Gene Ontology annotation, molecular function: DNA-binding transcription factor activity; RNA polymerase II cis-regulatory region sequence-specific DNA binding. Gene Ontology annotation, biological process: regulation of transcription by RNA polymerase II. The transcript has 3 exons. The coding region runs from base 1440 to 2666 and encodes 408 amino acids. The record is from RefSeq and is a predicted model, not a curated record.
GGCUUGAGAGGCUAAGAGAACUUGCUGGGGUUGAGCCCCUGGGCAACUCUGCACCCUUAGUCCUUACGCUCCACGGACCACCCUGCAACAAGCCUCUCUCCUUGGCCAGGCUGACCCCUCCCAAGUUUUAAGUCUUCCCCUUCCCUCCUGCUGAGAUCAACUCUUUACUUGCCCAGCUCCCCUAGGGAGAAGCAGCCACUGGGUACAGGAUGUCAGGUGGAAGCCUCAGGGGGGCCUUUGGAAGGAGGCAAACAGACAAGAGCUCCAGAGCAGACACCAGAGCUGCUGAAGAUGUGAAGUGCAUGUCCAUGAAGUGUGUGAAAUGCUGUGACUGAUUUAAGUGGCCAAAGGAAAAAUAUCAAGGCUUCUUAGGGCAGGGUAUUUAUGAAGGCUUGUGGGAAGCACAGACUAGACAGUCAAUAAAUGUGUCCGGUGAGAGAGAGGGUUUGGAGGUAGAAAUGUUGGAGAGAGUUGGUGCCAUUUGCUAAGACAAAGACCCCAGGAGGGGCAGGUUAUGGGAAGAAAGGGAUGAGUUCAGUUUGAGCCACGAGGUGCUUGUGGGCCAUCCAUGCCGGGGCAAGGUGGCAGGUGGCUCUGUGAUCAGGAGCUCAGGAGCCAAGCUUGAGCUAGAGGUAAAGAGAUGUUCGGGAGACGUCCUGUAGGGCAUGUCGGGGGAGCGUAAGCUUACAGAAAGAGGGUCCUUCCGACCUUUCUCAGACCUCACCCUACUCUUCCCCAGUCGCCCCCACGAUCUCCUGAAACAGAAGCUCCCAUAAUUUCAGGCUUAUCAAGCUUCCAGUAGAGAAGUUUCUUUUACCCGCUCCAUUUUUUUUUUACCCUCAACAUUGGGGGAAGCCUGCUGUCACCCAGUGAUGGCCAGCGACGAAAUUGAACGUCUGAAUUAACAGCGUGGAGCGGCCUGGGGUCUGGACUGGAGGUCGCUGUUCCAAACCUGGGCGGGGCCGCGGCUGCGCCUCCAGCGCGACGGGCGCGGGGACCCGGCGGGGAAGCCGGGCCGCCGCGCCUCCGGGGCCGGGCGCCAAGCUCUGGGGAACGCCGCCUCCGGGCUGGUGGCAGCGCCUCCUCGGGCGCCUGUAGCCGCCGCAGCCAUGUUGGCUGAGGGCUCGAAGACAAAGCCACCUGGAGACACCGGGGCGGCGUCAUCUGGGCACGAUGGCGCGGGAGCGAAGUUCGCGGGGCCGCGUUGCCGCCAUCUCUUAGGAAGGCAUCUUCCAGUUCUGGUUCUCGGUGCACCUUCAGCCACGCGCUCUUAGUGUUCAGCCUUCCCCGUGGGCCCUCGAGGGGCCGUCCCUGGUCUCCCGGCCUCACGACGGCGCCCCGACCCUCGGGCCGGGCCACGGAGCGUUCUGGAUCGCGGAGGCUCCGCGGACCCCGGCGGGUAGGGUUGGCGCUGGCCCGCCGCCGGGGUGGCACUUACGAUGGCGCCGCCCCCGGCUCCGCUCCCCGCGCGGGAACCUAACGGGGCCGGGCGCCAGUGGGGGACACCCGAGCCCCUGAGCUUCGCGGACGUGGCCGUGUACUUCUCCCCGGAGGAGUGGGGGUGUCUGCGGCCCGCGCAGAGGGCCCUGUACCGGGACGUGAUGCGGGAGACCUACGGCCACCUGGGCGCGCUCGGCUUCCGAGGCACCAAGCCAGCCCUCAUCUCCUGGGUGGAGGAAGAGGCCGAACUGUGGGGUCCAGAUGCCCGGGAUCCUGAGACGGGAGAGUGUCUUAGAGAAGCAGACACAGCAGGUUCCAGAGACAAGGAAGAGAAAGGACAAAGAGAAGGGACCGAGGCACUGGGGAAGAUCCUUUCUGUGGACGCUCAGCCUCCCGGGCUGACGGCUCUCAAACCCUUUUCUGCUGGGUUUUCUUAUGGUUGGGAGCAGCCAUCGAAGGUGCCUCGCCGGGGUCGCCCACCACUCUGUGCCCAUCCCCCGGUCCCCAGGGCAGACCAGAGGCACGGUUGCUACAUGUGCGGGAAGAGUUUCGCUUGGCGCUCCACCCUGGUGGAGCAUCUGUACACGCACACGGGCGAAAAGCCCUUCAGUUGCCCUGACUGUGGCAAGGGCUUCAGCCAGGCCUCCUCUCUGAGCAAGCACCGGGCCAUCCACCGAGGGGAGCGGCCCCACCGCUGCCCGGACUGUGGCCGGGCCUUCACCCAGCGCUCCGCCCUCACCACCCACCUCCGGGUCCACACGGGCGAGAAGCCCUACAGCUGUGCUGACUGCGGCCGCUGCUUCAGCCAGAGCUCCGCCCUGUACCAGCACCAGCGGGUCCAUAGCGGCGAGACCCCCUUCCCGUGCCCCGACUGUGGCCGCGCCUUCGCCCACGCCUCAGACCUCCGGCGCCACGUGCGCACCCACACGGGCGAGAAGCCCUAUCCAUGCCCAGAUUGCGGGCGCUGCUUCCGGCAGAGCUCCGAGAUGGCAGCCCACCGGCGCACCCACAGUGGCGAGCGCCCCUACGCCUGCCCACAAUGCGGCAGGUGCUUCGGCCAGAAGUCAGCCAUGGCCAAGCACCAGUGGGUCCAUCGGCCCGGGGCGGGGCGGCGCAGGGGCCGGGGUGCCAGUGGGUUGCCGGUACCCCUGGCCUCUGGCCGAGGGGACCUGGACCCACCCGUGGGCUUCCAGCACUACCCAGAGAUAUUCCAGGAGUGUGGGUGAUGGCCUCAACAGUGACAAGGCAAAGAGUGAAGAUCUAGACAUUGUUUGAGGCCCAGGGUGGCCUCAGGGGCCUGAAACUCUGGCAGCCCCGGAGAGGCCACAGAAUUCCCAGCCAGAGCUGGACCUGGGGGAGGAGGACUGUUUCAUCUUAGGCCCUCACGAGCUUCAUCUGCUGAUACCUUGUUCCCUACUGUCCCAGACUCUAGAAGCCCCCUUUGCUGAGUUAGGGCUGAGGUUAGAACCCCCACUAGACUUUCACUGUGGGGAAGAAAAGGCUGUUUCUAAGAGGAUUGAGGUGGAGAACUUUGUUUUACCCACUGACUUUACUGCAGAAGUUAAAAACUGAUGGCUGGGUACUGAAUGUGGUCUGUAGCAGCCUUUAAUUUUUUUUUUUUUUUAGCCCAGCCAGCAUUUUUAAAUGUUAUGAGUUAUUGGUUAAGAUUUAAAAAUCAGGAUAUUUCACACAGAAAACCAGGUUUCUGGCCUCUCCUGAAAAAUCCGAAGAUUUGGCAACUCCACCUGAGCUCCCACAAAACCACAAUUGGUGGGAGCUGAGGGGCAGUUGCCCCUUUGGAUGGAGACCAGGCUCUCCAGUUCAGCAUGCCUGCCACUCCUUGUCACCUCCUGACCAGUGUCAGCUGGCACUCAUCAUGGCUCGCCAACAUCUCUGGCAAAGCAGGCCCUCUCCAUCUGGCAUUUUGCUACUCAUUUCCAUGACCUGUUGGGUUCCUGUAGUCAUUUGAGUUUGCAAACUGUAGUCUACAGCAUUCAAUUGUUCUUGAAUCAGGGAUUCAGGUAGAGAGCAUAUUUGUAAAAGGGUGGCAGGAGAGAAGUAAAAGGAGGCUUUAUGUUA